AUGGCACCAUUAAAUCUUGCUAUUGUCGGUACCGGUAUUUUUGCCACAGAUACACAUUUACCAACAAUCAAGAAGCUAACCUCAUUAUUAAAACCAGUAGUUGCUUAUAAUAGAACCAAAUCCAAAGCAGAAGCGUUUGCCGCAAAAGCAGGAAUUCCCGAAAACAAAGUAUACGACUCGUUAGACCAAGUAUUUAGUGACCCAGAAGUGCAAUUUGUUGAUGCUUUGCUACCAGUUCAAUUCAAUCUUGAUGCUGUCAAAUUGGCUAUAAAGCACGACAAACCGAUAUGUUUCGAGAAGCCAAUAGCUGCAAAUUUAGAGCAGGCAAGAGAAAUAGUGCAAUUGAGUGAAUCAUCCGAGUUACCCAUAAUGGUAUUGGAAAACUGGUCAUUUUUAAAGGCAACUCAGAUAUUGAAAAAGGAUAUCUUACCUCAAUUGGGUGACGUUGUUGCAUUCACUUAUAACGCAACAGGACCAUGGAAUAGUGAUAACAAGUACCUAGCUACUAACUGGAGAUUGAAACCGGAACACAUUGGUGGAUUUUUGAGUGAUGGUGGAGUACAUCAAUUGGCAUUAUUGACUGAUGUCUUGGGGCAAGUAGCAACAAUUGGUGCUUUAACCAAACAAAUCAAAAAAGAAAGUGGUGCUGAUGAUACUUUAUUCUCCACAAUAAAAAUGAAAACGGGAGUUAUUGGUACUUUUACAUAUGGGUCAGCAUUUGCAGCUACCGAUAAAUCUACAAAAUUUAAAAUAUAUGGAACUAAAGGGUCAGUAGUGUAUGAUUGGUCGCCUGCUUUGCCAAAGCAUAAGAUUACUUAUCAAUUAGGUUCCAGUGCCCAGGAUAAGAGUGAAGAAAAAGUAAUUGAGAUUGACGAAGUGGAUACUUUUGAAGAAGAGUUUAAAAACUUUGCUGAGGCUAUUGAGAAGAAAAACAAAAGAUUGAUUAGAGUGCCACCUACGAAAGCUUUUCAUCAUUUGGCUAUCGUUGCAGCAGCUUUGGAGUCCUCUGAAAAACAAGGAUCGAGUGUCAAAGUUGAAUCACCCUAA
Lodderomyces oxycetoniae is the source of this 1047-nucleotide messenger RNA. RefSeq lists its product as uncharacterized. Bases 1 to 1047 code for a protein of 348 amino acids. Gene Ontology annotation, biological process: NADPH regeneration. Gene Ontology annotation, molecular function: nucleotide binding; oxidoreductase activity. The transcript has a single exon. The record is from RefSeq and is a predicted model, not a curated record. Lineage: Eukaryota; Fungi; Ascomycota; Pichiomycetes; Serinales; Debaryomycetaceae. Gene Ontology annotation, cellular component: cytoplasm.